AUGUUCACAGAAUGGAAUCCAGUCAAAGGGUACAUCAUCAUGGAGUACCUAGAAGACCUGAAAGUUGUUCAUAUAUACGAAAACGUCACACCAAAGGAUUUAAAGGCCCACAGUUUAGCUCUGAGUACGGUGAUUGGACAUGUCACUGUGAGUGGAAUAAACGGCAGAUCAGAUCCGAUCCUUUACUGGCAAAAAUAA
This is a messenger RNA of Cooperia oncophora, 198 nucleotides long. The record is from the annotation of a GenBank genome assembly. Lineage: Eukaryota; Metazoa; Nematoda; Chromadorea; Rhabditida; Trichostrongylidae.